Messenger RNA from Eubalaena glacialis (North Atlantic right whale), 871 nucleotides. It is a transcript of the gene FABP3, whose product is annotated as fatty acid binding protein 3. Bases 207 to 608 code for a protein of 133 amino acids. The record is from RefSeq and is a predicted model, not a curated record. NCBI's taxonomy places the organism in Eukaryota, Metazoa, Chordata, Mammalia, Artiodactyla, Balaenidae. Gene Ontology annotation, molecular function: fatty acid binding. Gene Ontology annotation, cellular component: cytosol; nucleus. Gene Ontology annotation, biological process: fatty acid transport. The transcript is spliced from 6 exons.
GCUGUCCUUGAGCCUGUAAGAGCUGGCUGGAAGGACAGAAUUUCUGAAGGCGGGUGAGGAGGGAACGGCCGACCGGAGCAAAAGCUCGGAGCUGUGCGUAGAGAUUCUGAAGAGCGCCUUGAGGCCAGGGAAGGGAGUAGGUCCUACCAGCCCGGGGCAGGGACUCGGACCCCCAGGACCCGCGCUGACCCUAGCCCAGCCUCACCAUGGUGGACGCCUUCGUGGGCACCUGGAAGUUAGUGGACAGCAAGAAUUUCGAUGACUACAUGAGGUCAAUCGGUGUGGGUUUUGCUAACAGGCAGAUGGCCAACAUGACCAAGCCUACCACAAUCAUCGAAGUGAACGGGGACACAAUCACCAUAAAAACACACAGCACCUUUAAGAACACGGAGAUCAGCUUCAAGCUAGGAGUGGAGUUCGAUGAGACAACAGCAGAUGACAGGAAGGUCAAGUCCAUUGUGACGCUGGAUGGAGGCAAACUCGUCCACAUGCAGAAGUGGAACGGACAAGAGACAACACUUGUGCGGGAAGUAGUUGCUGGGAAGCUCAUCCUGACACUCACCCACUGCAGUGCAGUUUGCACUCGCACUUAUGAGAAAGGGGCAUGACCUGCCCACUCCCUCAACAACUGCUCCUCUGCCAGGUGGCUACUCCUGGACUCAGCACCAGAUUGACUCAUUUUUUUCCUCUGGCAUUUUGUAUAAAUCCACCUUGAUUGGGGAAAUUCUCCUGGGGUCAGGUGGCACCAGCCUGGAUCCAGUUAUGUUCUCAUUGUGUAUGUUUGUUUUUUUAACUGCACCCAAAGGGUGCUCUGAGGUCAAUAAAGCAGCACCUAGGCCACCCAGUUGCCUUUUUGCUUUUGGUGACAUGA